AUGUCAAUUUCUGGAGUAGCUGAGGGCGUGUUUGAGUCAAAGGAAACAGUCAGAAUAAAAUUACAGUCUAGGGCAAAUGCGUAUCAGGACAAUAUUGAUUGCGUAAUUCUUCCUAAAAUCACGCAAAGAUUACCACAGGAAUUUUGUCCUGUUUCUUCUUUUAAGCUUCCGCCUAAUAUAGCGUUAGCGGAUCCCAAUUUUAAUGUUCCUGCUGAUAUUGACAUGUUAAUAGGUGCACAAUCAUUUUGGCAAUUGCUUUGUAUUGGCCAAAUCAAGGCAUGCGAGGCGCAUCCUACUCUCCAAAAGACAAAGUUGGGUUGGGUGAUUUCCGGUAUGAAGCAGGAAUCAUCUGACAAGUGUGUAACUGCAUCAUGUCACGCGGUGGUCUUGGAAGAUUUAAAUAAAACUAUUGCGAGAUUUUGGGAAGUUGAGCAUAAUUUUUCUUCCAAUCGUAUGUCUAAGUAUACUCGUGAGGAACAAGCUUGUGAAACUCACUUUCAACAAAACGCACGUCGCGAUUCUACAGGUCGUUUUAUAGUGCACCUCCCUAUAGACAAGGAAANGGUUCAGUUGUUGGGUGACUCGGAGGAGAAGGCAAGGCGUCGUUUUUUUAGUCUGGAAAGACGCCUCCUAACUCAGCCUGAUACGUAUUCUGAGUAUCGGAAGUUCAUGCAAGAAUACGUCGAUUUAGGUCACAUGCGCGAAGUCGUAAACGCAGUAGACAGUGGUGUAUCCUAUUAUUUACCCCAUCAUGCAGUUAUCAAGGAAAGUAGUACCACAACUAAGUUGAGAGUAGUAUUUGAUGCGUCGAGCAAAACNACGUCAGGCUUGUCGUUGAACGAUGUGUUGUUGGUUGGGCCAACCAUACAGGAGGAUCUGUUUUCAAUUCUCACACGUUUUCGCACCUUUCGUUACGCUAUGGCAGCCGAUAUUGCUAAAAU
Messenger RNA from Pseudomyrmex gracilis, 941 nucleotides. RefSeq lists its product as uncharacterized. The record is from RefSeq and is a predicted model, not a curated record. The annotation marks the transcript as partial. The transcript has a single exon. NCBI's taxonomy places the organism in Eukaryota, Metazoa, Arthropoda, Insecta, Hymenoptera, Formicidae.